This is a messenger RNA of Triticum dicoccoides, 1657 nucleotides long. RefSeq lists its product as uncharacterized. The transcript has 4 exons. Gene Ontology annotation, cellular component: plasma membrane; endoplasmic reticulum membrane; Golgi membrane. The record is from RefSeq and is a predicted model, not a curated record. Gene Ontology annotation, biological process: ceramide biosynthetic process. Gene Ontology annotation, molecular function: sphingomyelin synthase activity; ceramide cholinephosphotransferase activity. NCBI's taxonomy places the organism in Eukaryota, Viridiplantae, Streptophyta, Magnoliopsida, Poales, Poaceae. Bases 146 to 1462 code for a protein of 438 amino acids.
UGCAUGCAGCCCGUUGAUGGUUGGCCGGCCGGGACGCUCGGGGUGGAGCGGUAGAAAAGACCGCGGGGAAAUGUGACUGCCCACGCCGACCUUCUAAUCGAAUCAGCAUGGCCAGGCCAGGAUCUCCCCCCGAAACCUCCCGGCCAUGCCGAGACCCAAGGCAGAGAGGCCCGUGCCGCCGCCGGCCUGCCGCCGGUCCCUCGCGGCGGGCGGGCUGGGCCUGGCGGCCGCGGCGUACGUGGGCGUGGACUACCUCAGCCGCACGUCCCCCUCGCUGCACGGGCGGCUGCAGCCGGCGAUCUGGGCGGCGCUGGCGCUCGCCACCGCCGCGCGGGCGCCCUUCUACCGCCGCUGGGACGCCGAGAUCCGCGCCGCCCCGUGGUUCCUCGCCGCCAUGAUCUUCAUGUUCGCCGCCCUGCUCUGCGAGGCCAUCUCCGUCCGGUUCGUCUCCAGCGUGCUCGGCCUCCGGUGGCAUAGAUCUACUGCUCCUCUUCCGGACACUGGUCAGUGGCUGCUUCUAGCACUAAAUGAGAGGCUUCCUCGAACCGUGGUUUAUCUAUUGAGAGCCCACAUCAUCAGUCUACAUCAUUAUUUGAUGUUGUUUAUCAUGUUGGGAUUCUCGGCAUUUUUUGACUGCAUCAAAGGUCCUGGCCUUGGAAUAGGCACAAGGUAUAUGUUUGCUAUGGCGGUCGGGCGUUUUCUUCGGACCAUAACAUUUGUUUCUACGAUUCUUCCAUCCGCAAGGCCUUGGUGUGCUGCCGCUCGAUAUAAAAUACCUGACCAUCCUCAUGCUUGGGCCCAGAAGUAUUAUGCUCCGUAUGCUUCUGAUCCGCGUGCAAUCCGCAGGGUCAUACUAGUGGAUAUGCCAUAUGCCAUUGUUCAAAAUUAUUCUGAUCACUAUAGACCUGAUUGGGCACAUAUGAGCUUCCUAAUAGACAUAUUGAGGCCCUCUGCCGGAGAGGGGCCUUCGUGGUAUCAUUUGGUGAAUAAAGCCGGUGGUGGUUGCAAUGAUCUUAUUUAUAGUGGGCACAUGUUUGUUGCUGUCCUGACUGCUAUGGCAUGGACGGAAGCGUACGGGGGAUGGAUAUCAGUUGGGAUAUGGUUUCUAGUCCUGCACAGUGCCCAGAGGGAGAUACGGGAGCGUUAUCAUUAUAGUGCCGACUGUGUUGUAGCAAUUUACGUUGGAAUCCUCUUGUGGCGGGUCACUGGGUUCAUCUGGUCCACGAGGGAUUCAGAUCAAGCCAGAAGACUUGCCAAACUCGACGAAGUUCAGAACAGAUUAUUUCAUGCUGCAAAGGACUCGGACAUCGACGAAAUAAGGGGGCUGCUAAAUGAAGUUGAGAUGGCUGGACAGCCAAAGAAGACCUUCUCACAGGGUGUCAUCUUAUCCUUUGCUGCUUUUAUGAUUACAUUCACCCUCCUGUUUGCUCUCCUUGCAUUCUCACUUACUAGCAAUGGAUGAUUGAUUGGCAUCCUCCUGCCUUCCAUUUAUUUUUGCCAGUAGUAUAUUUUAGUCAGUGCUCCUGACCUUGUCGAUGCUUAUAUUGGCUGAGAACUUGGGAAUUGAUACUAACAGGUAGUUUCAUGCAGGGAACCUACUUGUUGAUAAAAACAUGUAGGUUUUGCUGAUAAAGGAAUGAUUAUUUCUUGCCUUUCA